This is a messenger RNA of Gaeumannomyces tritici R3-111a-1, 1500 nucleotides long. RefSeq lists its product as hypothetical. Gene Ontology annotation, molecular function: protein binding. The coding region runs from base 1 to 1500 and encodes 499 amino acids. The record is from RefSeq and is a predicted model, not a curated record. The transcript has a single exon. NCBI's taxonomy places the organism in Eukaryota, Fungi, Ascomycota, Sordariomycetes, Magnaporthales, Magnaporthaceae.
AUGGACGCAAGCCGACCCUGGCUGGAGAGGCUCCCUGUCGAGCUUCUCCACGAGAUCAGCACCUAUCUUGAGGGACCCGAUCUCAUCGCCCUUCGACAGACCUCUUCUCAGGUGUCAGCCGGAGCAUCGAUGCCGUUUGGUGAUCACUUCUUCGGAACCAUUACAACCGACCUCUACUGGGACAGCCUGCCCAGGCUGCUCGCGGCCACGCGCUUCGAGGGGCCCCGCCACCGGGUCCGCGUGCUGCACAUCACGACCUGGCACGACUACGUCCCAUAUCGGUCGCGACACCUGCACAUCACGACCUGGCACGACGGCGUUCCAUAUCGGUCGCGACGCCACAACCAGCUGCAAUACUGGCGGCGCAAUGGCGACGGCGCCAUCAUAUUCGAGAGCCCCAUGGCGCAGGCGGUGCUGGCGGGCAUCCGCGACGGCUUCCCCGGCUGCCGGUCCCUCGUCGUCGACGACGCCAAUGGGGCCGGGCCCGACCGGCCGAUCCUCGCCAGGCGCCGCAUGAGCGGGACCGACUGCCUCGCUCUCGCGGUGGCGCUCGCGGGCACGUUGCCGGUAACGUCUCUGACAGUCACUUUGGCCAGCUACGGUCUCGAGGAGUACCGCAUCAACCCCUCGGUGCUGGGUCGCGCCGAUUGGAACGCGCUGGAGACGCUCCGCUUUGAGGUUCGUAGGAUUAUUAGCACCGCAGGCCCACAGGCCGGCGAAAAAGAGGUGACAAGCAGCAGCCGCCCCGCGUGGGUAGUCGACCACCGCGGCAUCGGCGCCAUCCAGACAUUUAUCCACAGCCUGCUUUCCUCUGCCCCGAACCUCCAGACCGUCCAGAUCGGAGGCGAUAGGAGCAUGGACUACUGCAUCCCGCUAUUGUCUGAGCAGGGGCGGACAAUCCGCCACCUGACCCUAGGAGGAUAUACAUUCCACUCCAGCUACGUGCCGAUGAGGGUGCUUAAUGACUGGAUGGCCUCCUACUCCGGCGGUGACAAGCUAGAGUCGCUGGAAUUUGUCAACAUCAACGCCACCCGGGUCGGUGAUUUUAGACCGUGGAAACCGUUCCUGUCCAGAAUCCACGCCACAUUCCCCAACCUCCAGAGGUUCAAGCUGAUGAACUGCCGGGUACACCCCCUUAGACACGGUCGCAUGUUCCUCUGCGCGCUCCUCCCAAGUCUGACCGCCAGGCUGGGCCCCGGCCUGGAUAGCCCUUACAGCCACGAGUACAGUGACGCACGCUGGGUCACCAUCUCGGACGAGCAUGGCGGCACGUUCCGGAUCCUUUCCGAGCCCCGUCGCGCCUAUGACCGUAACGGGGAGCGAAAGGGCCCGAGGCUUCACGAUCUUGGUGUGGAAUACAAGCUUGGGCCCUCGGGGACGGCCGAGGGUAUGAAAUGCGCGCUGAGCGAUAUCGCAGAGAGCAUCGGGAAUCGUGAUGACCUCUUUCAUGAUGAUGAAUGCACAGGAAGACCGGUCCCGGGCGCGGAUCAGGAGGCCUGA